GGUUACUACUGCCUGAAUACAUGCAGACAUUAGACGACAACGGGCUGUCUGAUGUAAAGACUGACUGAGGCGAGAGUCCGGCUUUGAAGCGCGCACACAUCAGCACCAUGGACAGCGCACGGCGCCGCAGUGGCACUGCGUGGAUUCAACCGGUGGCUUUCACCCAGAGCUGCAGAGUGGGGCUAUUAUCUGAGUAAAUUUACACUAAGCUCUUUCUUUGACACACGUGGGGGAAGCUUUCUGGAUCACUUGGACUACAGGUUUUUUUUUUUUUUUUUUUUUAAUUCUUCUUUUCAACACAGUAGAUCUCCGUCGGUUCGGUCGUUUAGGUAGGCGUGCCUCUGGAUAAGUGCUUGACUCCAGAAACCGCGUUGAGCAGCGUAGUAUAGGUAACUGUCAGAGUGGUGUGGUGGUGCAUACGAGACCCUCCAUUUAUAAGGAUGCUGGUGGGAAAUGCCUGGAGACAGAGAUGACGAGAUUUGUCAAAAGGCACUUGAACUCCUGUCAGAUCUUUGUUCGAAGGGGGAAGUGCAGAACGAAAACUGCCUGGAUUUUAUCUACUAUUUCCGAGAUCUUGCCAGGCCACGGUACACGGAUUCAGACAUAUCGGUGAGUCUGCUGUCUCUGGUAGUAACAGCAUGUGGCUUGGCCCUGUUUGGGGUCUCCCUCUUUGUCUCCUGGAAACUCUGCUGGAUACCAUGGAGGGAGCGUGGGCUGUCCCCCACUAUAAAGGAGGCUCAUGGACACCUCAACCCCACCAUGAGCCCCCUACCCUCGCAGCCUGCACCCAGGCAGCCAGUUUACACAGCGGUGGACCCCCCUGUACACAACCGCCGUGAAUCAUCCCACUGCUCAAUUGCCAGAGAGCCCACUCCUGUGGCGUCUGUUGUGUCAGUGGAGGCUCCUAUAACUCCUGUUUCACCUCCACCUGUGGUCAAGGCCACACCAGAGGCAGCUAUGAAGAUCAGUCACACAUCUCCAGACAUUCCACUGGACGCCCAGAGCAAAAGCCGAGAGAAUGGGGUUCACACCAACCCUCGUAUGCAGAGGCAGACCACUGAACCCUCAUCAAAUGGUCAUUCCAUGUCUGAAAUUGGACAAGGGUCCAUUCGUAGACAUAUGAACCUGUCUAACCCAGACUUCAAUGUGGCCCAGUUCCAAAGGCAGGAUUCCCUCACUGGAAUGGGACUGGGACUCGGUCGCCUCAAACCUGAACUCUACAAACAACGCUCACUUGAGGGAGACGAAGGCAGUCGAAGGGGUGGGGGCUGUGGUCGCCUUCAUUUUAUCCUCAAAUUUGACUGUGACCUAGAACAAUUAAUAGUAAAGAUCCACAAAGCUGAGGACCUCCCAGCCAAGGACUUCUCUGGUACCUCUGACCCUUAUGUUAAGAUCUACCUGCUGCCUGAUCGCAUGACCAAGCACCAAACCAAGGUGCACCGCAAGACGCUGAAUCCUGUGUUUGAUGAGGUCUUCCUGUUUCCUGUGGCAUACUCUGAGCUUCCCACUCGAAAGCUGCACUUCAGUGUCUAUGACUUCGACCGCUUUUCACGCCAUGACAUAAUUGGCCAAGUGGUUGUAGACAACUUCCUCGAUCUGGCAGAUUUCCCCAGAGAGACAAAACUCUGCCGGGAUAUCCAGUAUGUCUCCUCGGAUAAUGUGGAUCUCGGGGAUCUGAUGUUUUCCCUCUGUUACCUUCCUACCGCGGGUAGAUUGACCAUUACAAUGAUAAAGGCGCGCAAUCUCAAGGCCAUGGAUAUCACUGGAGCAUCUGAUCCGUAUGUGAAGGUUUCUCUAAUGUGCGAUGGUCGGAGAUUGAAGAAGAGGAAGACAUCGACGAAAAGGAAUACUUUGAAUCCCAUCUAUAAUGAGGCCAUUGUGUUUGAUGUCCCUCCAGAAAACAUCGAACAGAUCAGCCUCCUGAUUGCAGUGAUGGACUAUGACCGUGUAGGCCAUAAUGAGGUCAUUGGAGUGUGUCGAGUCGGCAACGAUGCAGACAACCUUGGUCGAAACCACUGGAGUGAAAUGCUCACAUAUCCUCGAAAACCUGUCGCCCACUGGCAUCCCCUUGUUGAGUACCAGGGAACCACAGGUAGCAGCCAGGGAGGAUCCUGCAAUUCCCUGAAGACGCCGCCUUCUCCCUAGCCUUGAGCAUCAAUUUGCAAAAGGUCACCAAUCAACCUGAAGCCUCGGCUGUACCUUUGGACAGUGGUGCUGCCGAGCACUGCUGACUUAUGAUUCUAAAAGAAGAACGCAGACAUCCACACAAGCUACGACGGAGAAAAAAAAAAAAAAGAAACUGUCUCUGCUCAGUUGGAUCAGUUGCAUGUUGAAUGGCCGCAAAGAUGGAUGUUUUCUUUUCUAACAAUGUUUCUUUAAGAAAAACGACAGGCAUAUGCAGACAUUUUAAGUCUUUGCUAUUCCUGGGUUUAUACAGUUUUUGUUUUUUACAUAGUCUUGUUAAUUGUUUUAAAGAGGUGAGUCUGUAUUAACACGAUGUACUUAGAACCAGUUGAACUGCCAUACUGUUUUUAAUUUGGUAGUGAAUUGGUGCAUGAGGUCAUGGUUUGGAUAUCUUCUUGUUCGUUUGUUUGUGUUUUUUUGUUUUUUUUAUAUUUUAUUUUUUCUGGGAAUAAGAUGUGUUGUUUUGUCGGUUGAUAUGCAGUGAAUUUCUAGACAAAGUACCUGUAAGGAAAUAUGUUAAAUGUUAGAAAUAAAUAUUAUUCCAUUAAAAAAAACAAACAAAAAAAAAACAACCACUGUUGGUCUUUGCCAAUUUAGUUUUUGUGUGCAAUGUAAUUGUGCGAUACAGUUAUUUUUCUGUACUUUUUUUGGUAAACUU
Messenger RNA from Sphaeramia orbicularis (orbiculate cardinalfish), 2842 nucleotides. RefSeq names its product synaptotagmin IXa (gene syt9a). Bases 454 to 2145 code for a protein of 563 amino acids. Gene Ontology annotation, biological process: calcium-ion regulated exocytosis. Gene Ontology annotation, cellular component: plasma membrane; exocytic vesicle; dense core granule. Gene Ontology annotation, molecular function: calcium ion binding; phosphatidylserine binding; clathrin binding. The transcript has 7 exons. Lineage: Eukaryota; Metazoa; Chordata; Actinopteri; Kurtiformes; Apogonidae. The record is from RefSeq and is a predicted model, not a curated record.